CGAGGCGGCGAGCGAAGCGUCUCGUUUUCUUCAUCCGUAAUUUGCAAAAGCUGUAUUUUAGUAUCUACAGUUGUAUUCAUUAGUGUACUAUAUAGCAAACUAUAACCGCCUUAGCGGUAUCCAUCAUCAUGGACGUGAAGUCUUUUUUGCACUCUUGGUGCGCCAAGAAUAGUCGCAACCCGACUUUCGACGUCCGUGCCACAGGACCGAAGCAUCGUCAGCGUUUUCUUUGCGAAGUCCGUGUCGAUGGCAUUUCUUACGUCGGUGCUGGUAAUUCGACCUCGAAGAAAGAUGCCCAGAUGAACGCAGCUAGGGACUUUGUGAAUUUCUUAGUGAGAAGUAACCAGGUGGCUCCGAAUGAAGUGCCAGAAGAAGUGAGAGUGAAGACCGAAGACAAUGGUGCUGGCGGCAAUAAUGGGAACUUUGGCGGCGGUGCCAGCUACCAAGGGCAGGAGCCUCAAACCAAACCUGUUUUCCAAGAAGGCAUGGGUCCCGAAAGCAUGGGCCAAGCGUACCACGCCUACGGAGGUCCCAGCCAGAACUUCACCUACAUGGACCGUCUCCAACAACAGAAGAACGUGGAAGAAGCUGAGGACCUGGACGUGAAUGCCAGUCUCCAUGGCAACUGGACGAUGGAGAACGCUAAGUCGAAACUUCAUCAGUUCAUGCAGAUGAAUAAGAUUAAUGCGGACUAUGCGUAUAAGGCUGUUGGGCCUGAUCAUACCAGGAGUUUCUGCUGCGAGAUGUCGAUUUACGUCCAUCAACUGGGCCGCAACGUGACGGGCCGAGAGACUGCCUCAAACAAGCAGACUGCCAGCAAAUCCUGUGCCUUGUCUCUAGUACGACAACUGUACCAUCUUGGAGUUAUUGAGGCUUUCAGCGGAACUCUGAAAAAGGACAGAGUCUAACGAGGCAAGAUGAAGCCACACCCUGUGGCUAUUAGUCCUGAGUUGGAACAACAGCUGGAAAGCACUUUACAAGAACUGGGCAUCGAACCCGUGAACGUCGAAACCGCCCCAAAGGCAACGGACAGCGAUGGCCAGGCCAGUGGCGUGGCUAUUCUACAAAUAGACCGCGUGCGAGCCAUGCGCGAGGCGCGCCCCACGCACGCCGGCGUCGUCUCGUGGUCGCCGCCGCAGCCCAACUGGAAUGCGUGGACCGGCUGCAAUAUCGACGAAGGCCCCCUAGCUACGACCUCUCUCGACGAUAUUAGCUCAGACCUCGAGCGAAACCACCGGGACCUCUGUCAGAACAGCCAACUGUACAAGGAGAGCAUGAAAGAGAGGGAUAAUCUACCUGUCUUCGCUAUGAGAUCUACUAUCAUGGAGGCUAUCAAUGAAAACCCAGUUAUAAUCAUCAGGGGAAAUACCGGCUGCGGAAAGACCACACAAGUAUGCCAAUUUAUUUUGGACGACUACAUUGCGAGCGGGCAAGGUGCCUGGGCCAACGUGUGCGUCACACAACCACGAAGAAUCUCUGCUGUCAGCGUGGCUGAGAGAGUCGCUUCUGAGCGGUGUGAAGAGCUUGGAAACAGUGUUGGCUAUUCCGUGCGAUUCGAGUCCAUAUUGCCGAGGCCGUACGGUUCAAUCAUGUUCUGUACCGUUGGUGUACUACUCAGAAAACUCGAAGGAGGAUUGAGAGGAGUCAGCCAUGUUUUAGUUGAUGAGGUGCACGAACGAGACGCAGACACGGAUUUCGCUCUCAUUCUACUGCGCGACAUGGCGCAUACUUACCCGGACCUGCGCAUCAUUCUCAUGUCGGCUACUGUUGACACGACGCUCUUUACCAAGUACUUCGGGAACUGCCCUGUGAUUGAGGUUCCAGGGCGCACUUUCCCAGUCCGUCAGUAUUUCCUCGAAGAUUGCAUAGAAUUGACAAAAUUCGUGCCACCCGUGGACUCGAGGAAGCGGAAGGCCUCAGGAAAGAAGGCUAAUAAGGAUGAUGGGGACGACGAUGAGGAUGAAGGUGUUGGUGUGGACGAACAGGAGGAAGAUUUGAACAAGAUCGCUCAACUGGGCGAGGAUUAUUCGCCACAGACGGCGCAGUCCAUGGCCAAACUGUCAGAAAAGGAUCUAAGCUUCGAGCUAAUCGAAGCCCUGCUCGUCUACAUCAGCUCUCUAAAAGGCGACGGAGCGGUCCUAGUCUUCCUUCCCGGCUGGAACCUGAUCUUCGCUCUCAUGAAGCACCUGAUGCAGCACCGAAUCUUCGGAGACCAGUCGCGCUACGUGAUCCUGCCUCUGCACAGCCAGAUCCCCAGGGAAGACCAGAAGAAGGUGUUCGUUACUCCGCCUCCUGGGAUCAUUAAGGUCAUCCUGUCAACGAACAUCGCCGAAACGUCAAUCACCAUCAAUGACGUAGUGUACGUCAUAGACUCCUGCAAGGCUAAAAUGAAGUUGUUUACGUCACACAACAAUAUGACGUCCUACGCCACUGUGUGGGCGAGCCGAACAAACUUAGAACAGCGUAAAGGUCGAGCUGGCCGUGUACGAGCUGGCGUAUGCUUCACGCUAUGCUGCAAAGCGCGUUAUGAACGUCUAGAGGAACAUUUGGCCGCUGAGAUGUUCCGUACGCCACUGCACGAACUUGCUCUCAGCAUCAAACUCCUCCGGCUCGGCAGCAUCGGGCACUUCCUGUCGAAGGCGCCGGAGCCGCCGCCGCUCGACGCCGUCAUCGAGGCCGAGGCCAUGCUGCGCGAGCUCGGCUGCCUCGACCAGGAGGACGCGCUCACGCCCUGCGGCACCAUACUGGCCAAGCUGCCUAUCGAGCCCCGCUUCGGCAAGAUGAUGGUCCUCGGCUUCGUGCUCGGAGUUGGCGACGCGCUGACCACGAUGGCUGCCAACUCCACCACCUUCCCCGAAGUCUUCGCCGUGGAAGGAAGACGUAGGCUCAUGCCGCACCAGCGCGCUCUGGCUGGCGACCGCGCGUCUGACCAUGUGGCUAUGCUCAACGCUUUCCAAAUGUGGGAACGAGAGCGCGCUAAGGGCGAAGAAGCUGAAAUGGCGUGGUGCGAAUGGAAGGGGCUGCAACAGACCACGCUUCGCGUCACUUCUGAGGCCAAAUACCAGCUCAUAAACAUCCUGACCACCUCAAUCGGGUUCCCGGAAGAGUGCUGCGUGCCCCAGCGUUGGAACCCUACAGUUCCUGACCCGAUGUUGGACAUCGUGAUCGCUCUCAUGGCCAUGGGACUUUACCCUAACGUAUGCCUGUAUCAGGGGAAACGGAAGGUGUUGACCACGGAAGGCAAGCCAGCCCUCAUCCACAAGACAUCAGUCAACUGCAGCAACUUCGAACAGAAGUUCCCGUCCCCCCUCUUCGUGUUCGGCGAGAAAGUCCGCACCCGCGCCAUUAGUUGCAAACAGACCACUAUGGUGGCGCCACUGCAUCUACUGCUGUUCGCUUGCAGGAAGGUUGAGUGGAUCGACGAUAUGGUUCGCCUGGACAACUGGCUGAACUUCGACAUGUCGCCUCGCGUCGCUGCCAUGGUGACUGCUCUCCGGCCCGCCAUCGAGAAGCUGGUAGAACGAGCCGCUGCUGAGCCUGAUGCUGCGUUGCAGUUCUCUCCGGCGGAACAGAAGCUCGUCAACUGCGUAAAGGCCUUAUGCGUGGUCGACGCAGGCGACUUCAACAUCCAACGCGAACAAAGUACCCCUGUCUUCAGACCUGACGGGGCAAAGCGGGGCAACCGCGGCUGGGGCACCAGCGGACCGAGGGCCGGCUUCAACGGGGGCGGCUUCGGAGCCAGGGGCGGUUUUGGCAACCAAGGAGGAUUCGGGGGCAACCAAGGAGGAUUUGGAAAUAGGGGCGGUUUUAGGGGAGAGGCGGGUUCCGUGGCGGUUUUAGAGGCAGGGGCCAGUGGUGAAGUGAUUAGUUCAAUUACCAUUCCUUUCUAUGUGUGACCUUUGUAUUAUUAAGAUUACUUAGUGAAAUAAACGUAUUGACAUGUGAA
Messenger RNA from Leguminivora glycinivorella, 3946 nucleotides. RefSeq names its product dosage compensation regulator (gene mle). Gene Ontology annotation, biological process: regulation of mRNA processing; positive regulation of transcription by RNA polymerase II. NCBI's taxonomy places the organism in Eukaryota, Metazoa, Arthropoda, Insecta, Lepidoptera, Tortricidae. Gene Ontology annotation, cellular component: nucleolus; ribonucleoprotein complex; intracellular anatomical structure. The record is from RefSeq and is a predicted model, not a curated record. Gene Ontology annotation, molecular function: double-stranded RNA binding; 3'-5' DNA helicase activity; ATP binding. The transcript has 24 exons.